AUACAAAGGAAAGAAAGCAGGCCGUUGAGCGGCUUGGAGUUCGGAGUUGAGACGACAGAAAGCACACGGCUGUAACAAAAGUACACAAGUGACAAACAUGUGUGUCAGUGUCUCUAUACAUAUCCCCAUCUCUAUCUCAACUCGAGUCAAUUUUAGUCCUGGUCCAAAAUAAAAAUCUCCUAGUAAUAAAACAAAACUAAAGCUGGCGAAAAUGGUGGUCGGUGGCCGUACUUCCGGCGUGCUUUUCUUGGUGGUUCUGACGGCGAUCGUGACGGCGGUGACCGGGAAUUCAGAGGGGGAUGCGCUGGUCGCGUUGAGACGCAGCUUGACAGAUCCCGGCAACGUGCUUGAUAGCUGGGACUCUACUCUUGUGAAUCCUUGUACUUGGUUUCAUAUUACUUGUAAUCAAGAUGGUCAUGUCACUAGAGUGGACCUUGGUAACACAAAUUUGUCUGGUGUUUUGGUACCUGAUCUCGGAAAACUCCAAUAUCUCCAGUAUCUUGAGCUUUACAAAAAUAACAUUCAUGGGACUAUCCCAAACGAGCUGGGCAAUUUGAAGAAUCUAAUAAGCUUGGACUUGUACAACAACAAUCUCACAGGGAUUAUUCCUCCUACUCUGGGAAAGUUGCAGUCUCUUAUUUUCUUGCGUCUGAGCAAUAAUCGUCUGGUUGGGAGAAUUCCCAGGGAACUUGUUAACGUUUCCACCCUGAAAGUUGUUGAUGUCUCAAGCAAUGACUUAUGCGGAACAAUUCCUACCAAGGGUCCAUUUCAGCAUAUUCCAUUAAGCAACUUUGCUAAUAAUCCUCGACUCGAAGGACCAGAGCUGGAGGGGCUUGCGAGGUACGAUACAAACUGCAUAUGAACAGGAGAUCAGAGGUGCAUGAAAAUGCAAGUGAUAAUGUGUGCUAGUUUAAUACUUGUGUCUUAUAAAAAAGUAUCAGAAUAGCAUCUUGUCUUACAAGAUGUUUAUAUAUGUAAGCCCUAUAUGAGGCUUUGUGGUGUAACUUUGUGAUGAAAAUCAAUGUGAAAGAUGACUGUCAGCAAACCUGGAAUCAUGUGAAACCCGGUUAUGUUGUCUGUUAUCGUUAUGGCGAGUUUCAUAUAAGAAAGAA
This is a messenger RNA of Daucus carota subsp. sativus, 1112 nucleotides long. RefSeq names its product leucine-rich repeat protein 1. The coding region runs from base 212 to 862 and encodes 216 amino acids. The record is from RefSeq and is a predicted model, not a curated record. The transcript is spliced from 6 exons. Lineage: Eukaryota; Viridiplantae; Streptophyta; Magnoliopsida; Apiales; Apiaceae. Gene Ontology annotation, molecular function: protein binding.